CGGCUAUUGCAGCUAUUGGAUUGGCCGACAUUUGAAGUGGGAACAGGAUAAUUCAGGCAACUCGCCGAAGAGUUAUGUUUUUCUAUCUUCACCAAAAGCAAAACCAAGUAUACAGGAGUAAUUUUGGGUUUAAUAAGUGCAGUUCUACUGCUUAUGUUGGCACUUGUUUCUUUGAUCAGGCAAAAUCGUAAGGUGAAAAGGAAGAAAAGAUUACAUGAACUCCUGACAUUGGAGGGAUAUACAGGAAGUUACGAGCUCGAGAAUAGAGGAACCAAUGGUCAUCAACUUCAGCUUUUCACUUAUGCAUCCAUCACAUCUGCCACAAACAACUUCUCCUGCAACAACAAACUGGGAGAGGGCGGUUUCGGCCCUGUUUAUAAGGGUAGAACACAAGAAGGCAAAGACAUAGCAGUGAAGCUUCUUUCGCGAAAGUCGGGACAAGGCUUGCUUGAGUUCAAAAAUGAGCUCAUACUCAUUUCUGAACUGCAACAUGUCAACCUUGUUAAGCUUAUAGGAUUCUGCAUUCACAAAGAUGACAAAAUGAUUAUAUAUGACUACAUGCCUAACAAAAGGAGCAGUUAGAUUGGGAGAAACGGU
Messenger RNA from Salvia hispanica, 597 nucleotides. Lineage: Eukaryota; Viridiplantae; Streptophyta; Magnoliopsida; Lamiales; Lamiaceae. The record is from RefSeq and is a predicted model, not a curated record.